Plutella xylostella (diamondback moth) is the source of this 2149-nucleotide messenger RNA. RefSeq names its product cytochrome P450 6B1. Gene Ontology annotation, molecular function: iron ion binding; monooxygenase activity; heme binding. The record is from RefSeq and is a predicted model, not a curated record. Lineage: Eukaryota; Metazoa; Arthropoda; Insecta; Lepidoptera; Plutellidae.
GUGUUCUCCAGCGUGAAAUUUAUUGUGGCUUAUAGUGUCAGUUAAAAAGUGGACUUAUCGGUACCAAACAACUUUGGUUUUGGAGGUCAAUGGAAUGAUACCGAAUGAUGCAAGUUCAAUCCGCCGGUUAGCUUGACCACAUCGUUAGAUGACAAGGAAACAUAGGAGUGCGAGUUAUUCCGUUUCCGUGAGAUGGAAAAGUUAGUUCUGGUGUGUUUAUGACAAACAAGAUGUUGGGUUUCACGCGGUCGUCUUCGCAACGGGUGUUUCUGCUGGCGUAUGCACUGCAGAGUUGGUCCUUCGGUGCGGUGUGGCUGUGGUGGCUGUGGGCGGGGCUGACGGCCGCCGCCGUGGUCCACGCGUUGUGCACGUACGACCACGACUACUGGUCCGACCACGGCGUGUUCUCCCCGCCGGCGUGGCCGCUGGUCGGUCACAUCCUGUCGGUCGUCACGUUCCAGGAGCAAGGAGGAAUGUGCUUCAAGAGGAUCUAUGAUACGUAUAAGGAUGUUAAGUUUUUAGGCACCCACCAGUUCUUCCAGCGCACGCUCGUCAUCCGUGACCCCUCCCUCAUCAAGCGGAUCUGCGUGACAGACUUCCAGCACUUCGUGGACCGCGGGUUCUACUUCAACAAGCAGGUGGACCCGCUCGCCGGAUCGGUGCUGUUCCUGCGCGGGCGCGAGUGGAGGACGCUGCGGGCCAAGAUCUCGCCUAUAUUCUCACCAAACAAACUACGUGGAAUGCUGCCCCUAAUCGAGAAUACUGCGAAUGAAUUCGCAGAAAAAGUGAAAGCACUUUUGAACAAAACCGAAGAUAUCAACAAUAACAACCACAAGUCUGCAGAAGCAACCAAAGUCGGUAAAGAUGAUGCGAAACUAGAUGAAGAUGUAAAUUCUGCAAUAGUGGAUUCUGAAAAGUUGGUAGGAGGAUAUACAGCAGAUGCCAUUGUUCCGUGUGCUUUUGGACUCAAAAGUAACGUUAUGGAAAAUGACAAAGAUCCUUUUGCAGUCGCUCUGCAAGCAUUCUAUGAGAUGUCGGUCUAUAAUGUCUUCGAAAAGACGAUGCGUCAGUUCUGGCCGGCGUUCGUCCUGUUCUUCCGGAUGCGCAUCAUCCCGCGCCGGACCCACGACUUCUUCUACAAUAUCGUGACAUCCGUGCUGAAGGCACGGGAGACUGGCGCGCAGGAGAAGCGAGGAGACUUCAUCGACAUGAUGAUGGCUCUGCGCAGCGACGACGCCGACAACGCACGCGGCAGCGAUGAUGAUGACGAUGUUGAGAUCACGGACAUGGUGAUCUCGGCGAACGCGUUCAUAAUCUUCCUGGGCGGGUUCGAGACCACCUCCUCCACGCUCGCCUUCCUGCUGCUCGAGCUGGCUGCGCAUCCGCAUGUGCAGGACAAAAUGCGGGAGGAAAUUUUGAAGAUGCUCGACAAACACGACGGAAAAGUCUCCUAUGAAAUGCUUCAAGAACUGACUUACAUGGAAAUGGUCAUACAAGAGACGCUCCGGCUGUACCCCCCGUUCCCCAGCAUCCAGCGCGUGUGCACGCGCGCGUACGUCGUGCCCGCCACGCGCGUGCUCGUGCGGCCGGGCACCGUCGCGCUGUUCCCCACGCUGGCUAUACAGAGGGACGGACAGUACUUCGACAGCCCGGACUCAUUCAUCCCGGAGCGCUGGGGCCAGGGCCGUCCCGCGCCCCCCGCCGGCGUCUACAUGCCCUUCGGAGACGGGCCCCGCUACUGCAUAGGCAAGCGGUUCGCCAUGAUCCAGAUGAAGACGUGCCUGACGCGCCUACUGCCGCUGGUGCGGGUGUCCCCCGCGCCCCGCGCCCCGCCCCGCGCGCGCCCCUUCCCCGCCGACCCGCGCUCGCCCCUCACCCUGCACCCCGCUGAUUCUACCGUCACUAUUAGCUUACUGUGAUAGGUGUGUCCACCAACCCGCGCUAGGCCAGCGUGGUGGACUAGGCCUAGAUCCUUCCGUCAUUGGAACGAGACCCGUGCCCCAGCAGUGGGGAGUGAUGGGAUGUGAUGUGAUUGGUCUGUAACGUCAGCAGAAUAGAUUAGUUUUCUAUUCACCACUUGUUAAUAUAUUGAUUUUAAAAUAUCUACUGACGAAUGAUAGAUGAUUAAAAUCACUAGUUUAAUGUUGCU